AUGGUCCCGGAACGCUGCUCGCGCCGCGGCACGUGCAACGAGGAGCUCGGUCGCUGCGACUGCCCCGCGGGGUUCACGGGCGACGCCUGCGAGGCCGACGCCUUCCCCUCCUGCCAGCUUGCGCCGGGCUUCCGCACGCCGUGCGCGUUCCCCUCCACAUGCGCGUGCGCUCGCGAGUGCCGCGCGUUUCACCUCAUCGGCCCCGGCGCGGUGUGCUUCAACGCCUCCCCCAUCGCCUCCGCCAUUCCGCCACGCUCGCUGGCGGACAUCUUCCGCGCGGAGGUCCUGACAGUCGGCGCAGCGGAAGGGGGGAGUGAGUCGGAAUGGACGAACCCGGUGAUGGCGGAGGGGGAAGCGCAGAAUGGCUCGGGGAACGGCGCGGUUUCAACCGCCAUAGUGUCUGGGGGAGCUUCCAGCGGUCCACGUGGCCAUAGCAGAUUGCACAGCAACGAUCUCCCCGCGCUGCGUAAGAGCUCGCGGAGAUGGGACGGGGGGCGCAAUGUGCGGUGGAAAGGAGCGGGCGCAAGGGACAUGCCAUCAGGAGGCGGGCGGAGCGACUGGGGAAGCGCUGCUGGCGUGGGGGAAACGGAUCUAGGGGGGAGAACACAGGCAGCGCGCGGGCGAGUGGCGGGCGGAGCGCAGAAGCAGGUGUGGGCGCAAUACACGUGGCAGUUGCGGAAGCGAUACACAGACCCGCGGGAGUGCCCCCUGGGGUGCUCUGGUCGCGGGCUGUGCCGUGACGCGUCCAAGACCAAUCACUCUGUUCCCUCUGUUGCUUCCCCCUCUUCACCUCUCCCUCUUUCCCGCCCGCCCUGUUUCUCUUCCUCCUUCCCCGCCUCCCGCACCAGCUGCGCGUGGCGCUACGCGGGGCCGGGGUGCGAGGAGGAGCGCGCGGGGGGCGUGCGGUGUGUGAACGCGUGCAGUGGGCGCGGCAGGUGCGACGGUGGCAUGUGCACGUGCCAGGCUGGCAGCUUCGGCAUCGACUGCUCACUGUCGAUGGAUCCCAGCACGGGAAACAUAAGAUGGCCGCCCCAGUUCCUGCCCUUCCGGGCGGGGCUACAAGACAAGAAUCCCACCCCAAAAAUCUACGUGUACGAGCUGCCGCCUGAGAUGAACACGUGGCAGUGGGAGCAGUCGGGCGCGCUGGAUCGCCCCGAGGGGGUGGUGUUCUUGGAGAGGCUGCUGGCGGAUGGCCGGCGCACAGCGCAUGGCGAGCAGGCGAACUACUUCUAUGUUCCGCUUGUUACCAGGCUGGAGCGAGCUGUGGUGCUCACGCCCUGGGGGUAUGAGGGAGCGGUGGCCGGGGCGAGAGGGGCCGAUGACAGGAUAGGCAGGGCAAGGGUGGGGAAAGGGGCGCAGGUGCAGCAGCAGUGGGAGCAGCAGGGGCGUGGGCGUGGGGGGGUGUGCUUCAUCCCCGGGCAGGACGUGGUGAUCCCCCCGCUGCUGCCCCCCUCCGUGGUGCUCGCCUCGCCCUUCGUGCGCGAACCCCUCCAAGGCACCCCCGACCGCCCCACCCUGCUGCUCUUCGUUGUUAGGGGGACUAGGGGAAGCGGAGGGGGAGGGGCAGGGGCAGGGGCGAGGAUGGGCGCAGCAGGAAAAGCAAAGGGGGUGUGGAGUCUGGGGGCCGGGGUGGGUAUGAGAGCUGGGGAAGUGAUGGGAGCAGGCGAGUGGGUGGGGAGGCCUGGAGGCGACUGGGGUGCUGCACACAGGGACCCACGUGCUGCUUCGUCUCUGGCCGCGCGGCUUGUACCGAAUGAGCGUGUAUCGAGUAUAGGGGCGCGGUUCCUGCAGCUGUUCUCCUACCGGCAGCAGCAGGUGGGGUUCCGAAUCAUGCACGUGGGCACACCGGGCAGGGGGGCAGUGCAGGAGGGGCAAGGCGGGGACUGGGAUGAGGCAGGGGAAGCAGGAGAUGAGGGGGAGGAGGAGGGGCGGGAGAGAGAGGAGGGCGAGGUGACAGACGCCAUGCUGCGGGCGCAGUUCUGCUUUGCGCCCACGCCCCCCACGGGCUACAGUGACACCGUGGUGCGGGCAGUGCUCCUCGGGUGCAUCCCCGUGAUCGUCCAGCCCAACACUCAGCACCCAUUCGCUAGCGCCAGUGCUGCGGGCAUAGGCAUGGAUAAAACAGCAGGUGGUGGUGGCGGUGGUGCCAUCCAUUGGCCGUCCCUGGCGCUGUUCCUCGCCCCCCAGCAGCUGCCAGAGCUCCCGGAGAUCCUGCGAGGCAUCACCGCGGAGGAGGUGGCGGGGCGCCGCAGCGCCAUGAAGGCCGCGUGGCCGCACCUGCUCUGGGCCUCGCCAACCUACAGCCCCCUCUCGCCCUCCCCCUCCUCCUCCUCCUCCUCCUCCUCCUCCUCCUCCUCCUCCUCCUCCUCCUCCUCCUCCUCCACCUCCUCGUAUUCCUCCUCCGCCUCCUCCCCCCCCACGCCCUCCAGCCUGCUGUACCUGCAGAAGAAGCUGCGCCCGCUGCUCGCCUCCUCAGAUGCGUUUUCGUCCGUCAUGGCUGUUCUCGGGCGGCGGGUUCGGGCAGCUGAAGUUUCUGCUGUAAAGGGGAUGGUGACGCUGCCAGCGGCAGGGGGGAAGGUGGGACCCGGUGGGGGACCCAGCGUUGUGUUUUCCCGAGCAAGCAAGAUGGCGGGGGGUGGGGAAGCAGGGGGGUACAGGCAGGUGGGAGGGUGGGUGGGGCGAGGGGGGGGUGCGUGGGGGAAAGGGAAGGGGGCUGGGGGAAGGAGAUGGUACACGGUUGGGGGCGUGGUGGUGGAAGAGGAAGAGGGGGAGGGGGAGAGCAAGGGAGAGGAGGGUGGGGAGAGUGGGGUGGGCAGAAGAGGUGUCAACAGCAGCAGUGCAGGAAACUCCUCUUCCUUUUUGACUGCUGUUGUGGCUCGCGGUGGAGGGGUGAGAGACGCCCUGAUUGGCUGGAUGAAGGGAAGCAACAGCACAAAAGACACGACAGCCGGGCAAGCAGGGGUGGCAGGAGAGGAGGCGGGAGGGGAGGGAGAGGAAGGGCUGGAAGGGGACAAUGAGCCCAAGGUGAAGGAGGAAGAGGCGUGGGGUGACUUUCCAGGGAGGCGCGGGCCGUGGGUGGACGUGGGGAGGCUGUACGAGCAGAGGCAGGUGGCGCUGGUGCUGGAUGGGCGGGGCAAUGAGGUGGGGCCGGGGGAGACCAGUGUGCUGUCAUGGGCCAUCGAGCACAUAAGAGACGAGUGGCCCUACUGGGACCGCCAUGCUGGCGCCGACCACGUCUUCCUCGCCAAUGAUGACUGGGCGGCGUGUGAGGUCGGCGAAGCCGGGCGGCGAGACCCGAUGCUGGCGCGCAGUACAGUGCUGUCGCUGUGGGGGUACUCGGGGAACAUGCCGUUUGAUGCCGCCCUGCCUGGCUGCUUCAUUCCCGGGCAGGAUGUUGUUAUCCCGCCCGUUCUGCUGCCCGAGGUUUAUGAGGCGGCCAUGGGCGUUCAAGGAGAAAACGGGCAGACUGGUGGUCGGGAUAUUUUGUUUUUCUUCUGCGGGUUUGACGGGCGGGACGUGGAACCAGUGUUGGGCUUUAACUACUCGUUUGGGGUGCGCCAGGCCCUGUUUGACUGGUUUGACUCGCUUGACUCCGCUGCUGCUGUGCCCAAGGGGUUUGUCAUAGAGCGCACACUGGGGGAGGGGGAUUUUGGGGAGGGGCAAGGGGGAGUGGGAGGGGAGGUGGGGGAAGGAGGAGGGUACUUAGAGCGGAUGGCUCGGUCGGUGUUCUGUCUGGUGGCGGGGGGAUGGGGUGCUGAUGAGACGGCCACUCAGGCGGUGACACUUGGAUGCAUCCCAGUGAUAAUACAGCCCAAUGUGAGCAUGCCAUUUGAGGGUGAUGGUUUUUUGGACUGGGACGACUUCUCAGUGAGGCUGACUCCUGCAGACAUUCCCCACCUCCACGGCAUCCUCGCCAGCAUUCCUCCACAAGAGCUAGCUCUCAAGCAAGCUGCUCUGCGUAGAGUUUGGUCGUAUGAGCCUCGAGACGUGUAUAACUUGGAUGAGACCGGUUUAGUGCAAGGGCAGCAACCUAGGCGCACCUACGCCGCCGAGCCCGUGUCUGGCGGGAAGUUGGAUAAGGAGCGUUUUACACUCGCGCUAUGUGUAAACGCUGACGGGUCAGAUUUUAGAAUGCCAAUCGUCAUUGGCAAGUCGAUGCGACCGCGUUCGUUCAAGAGCGACUUCCACGUCCAAGACUAUGUAUGGUAUCGCGCCAACAAGAAGGCUUGGAUGACUAGCGAGAUUUUUACACAAUGGGUGGACGCGUUCGAGGGGGCGAUGAAGUGGCAAGAUCGGAAAGUUCUCUUGCUAGUAGACAACGCUUCCUCCCACAACAUUGUCAAUUUGGAGGAAGCGGUUGAAGGUCAUGUGCACGGGAUGCGGUAUGUCGAUGUGGGGAAUGUUCGAGUGCUUUACUUGCCUCCUAACUGCACCUCUCAUGUCCAACCACUCGAUCAAGGGCCAUUUAGGGACCCUUCUAGUGAUGACGUGACUUCAUUGGCUACUCUCAUUUCUAAAUUGAAGAUCGACGGGGAGCUCAUGACGGCUCGCCAAUUUAUCACGUGCGACGACACACUUCCUACCGAAGGGUCUUGGGAGGGCGAGCCGCGCCGAGAGCGCAUCGGCAAAUGGUUUUCAUACCCUCGUGGGUGUGGGGUUCCUUUCGACCUCAACGAUGCUCCCCAGCCUGAGCAACCCUCGAGCGAGUCCGUGCUUCAAUCGGCAUUGACGGCGCUUGAAGAAAUGAUGACGGACUCACGGAUGACGCGGAUUUUGGGGCCUUUGUUAGAGAACGAACCAGUGCGCUGCACGAGGGGCGUGAUUUCGGAGGAUCUGAUUCAGUGGGUGAGGGCUGCACGGGGAGAUACACGGUCGGUGGGUGAGGGCAUGGCGAGCGGAGGGGAGGUUGGGGUGGCGGUCGCAGAUCCGCGGAGCGGAGGCCGACAGGAGGACGACGAGCGUACGGAGCGACACGACGAGGCAUUCCAUGCUGACGUGGAGGAGGCGGAUGAUGACGGGGUGAUGGACCACUUGAGCGACCCAGGUGUUUAUUUCCAGCAGGAGACCGCGAACGACGUGGCGCUGUCGCAGGCCAUGCGAUGGUGCAAUCCGGACGAAGACGUUGCGAACAAGUCCAACUAUUCGCACACGACGCCGGUCAGCCCAAUCGCCGGAGAUCUCGAUGACUCUCCUGGAAAGGAUCGCGUGGACGCGGAGAUGGGGUGCGAGGAGGCGGAGAGGCGCGCGUCGCUAAGCGACGCGUCGGUGGAGAAUGUUGCGCUGUGGAGUCGCAGUCGCACGACGAUGGAGCACGACGACUACGAUCGCAUGUUCGACGCGCACGGCGGACUGCAGCCCGGUGGCGACCGCGGUAAGAUGCCCGCAGGCGGGGAUGGGGUAGACGAGGGGGGGGAGAGGGAAGAGAGGGGAAAGUUUGAGGAGGGUAGGGACGCAGACAGAUUCGUCGCGGAUGGCGACUAUUAUAACGAUGACGAUGACGAUAACCGUCACGCGAACGAUGACGUCAUGGGGUUCCAGUUCUGGCGCACGUCGCUUCCGCAGGACGGCAGCGCGGACGGGCAGCACGCGGACGACGCGGGGUCGCCGCACGUGGCGGAAUACGGUACGAUGUGGCACAACAUGACGGGGCACCUGGAGAACAUGAAGGACGAUUGGGCGGAGGCGCAGGCGGUGGCGGAAGGGGAGGCGGGGAGCGCGGGCGAGGCGGAAGCCGACGACGAUACGCGGAGCCAGGCGUCCGCGCAUUCGGACACGGCGCUGCUCCUGGAUCACCUGCAGCUGGGGGUGUCGGGGCCGCUGUCGGUGCUGCCGUGGGACGAGGAGGCGGAGGAGGAGGCGGCGCAGGAGGCUGCGCGGGAUGCGCGUGAGGAGAUUCGCGCGGCACGGGCGGAAAUGUAUUUUAGUCCGGAGGCGGAGGAAGCGGAGGCGCCAAUGGGGGGAGAGGAGCCGUUUUCCCUGGGCCCCUCCGCCGCCGAUGCUAGGGGCGCGGAUGGCCUUCCGCAGCGUGACGCUUCCGCCAUCCCCAACGCAGAUGACGUUGGCGCGGGGGAUUCCGCAGCCAGUGAGGGCGCAACCAGCGACCAGGCGGGGCGGACUGAGCCUCGCUCUGACAUGCUGCUUCCGCGCAUCCGCACCACGGGAGACCUCCUCCUUGCGUGUCCGCCCACAGGCGCAUCUUCCCCCGUCGGCGCAGCGGCUGCCGGCGCGGACGCGGUUGCGGCGGACGCGCAGUCCAUGCCGGAGCUAGGGGACGUGCAGCUCUCCGCAGUUGAAGGAAGCGCUGGCGCGGGGACCAUUGGCUCGGGGGAGGGCAUUGGCGGAGCGUCCGCGGGGAAAGCGGCAGGUGCGGCGGGAGGAGAGGCGAAGGAGGCGGGGAAGGCGGGGGAGAUGACAGCGCUGUGGCUGGCGGGCAUGCCGCGCGUGGAGGCGUGGGUGAACUGCCUCCCGCGCGGGCAGUGGGAGCCCUCCGAGAGCAUCGAGCACUGGAGCAGCAUCGGCAGCAGCAAGGGCGGCGGCGGCGGAAGCAGCAGCAGCGCGCAACUCCCGCCCCAUUCCCCCCCCGCGCCCCACCACCACCACCACCAUUCGUCCAGCGGCAUGAGCAAGCGCUCCAUGUCGCACGGCCACAUGCACGGGGGUGGCGCGGCGGCCGCGGGGAACCUGCAGGCCGCGGUGGCGGUGGGGGCGGCGGCGGCGGCGGAGCAUGCGGGGAGGGUGGUGCGCGGGCUGGACAAACACGCGGCGGCCGUGUACCUGUCCAUGCGCGGGUUGCUGGUGGUUCCACCGCUGGGGGCGUUCUCGUCGCUCAAGACGCUCGACCUGUCACGCAACAAUAUCACGUCUGUGGCAACGGGGGUGCUACCACGGUCGCUGCACAUCCUGGACCUGUCACACAACCGCCUGGCCGCUGUGGAGGGGCUCAGGGAGCUCACUCGCCUCAAGGUGCUCAACCUCUCCAACAACCGCCUUGCUCGCAUCGGCCACGGGCUGUCGGGGUGUGUGGCGUUGAGGGAGCUGUACCUAGCGGGCAACAGGGUGGGCGAGGUGGAGGGGCUGCACCGCCUGCUCAAGCUCACCGUGCUCGACCUGGGCGCCAACAAGGUCACCACCACCAAGGCCCUCGGCCAGCUCGCUGCCAACUACGCCUCGCUGCGUGCGCUCAACCUUGCGGGCAACCCCAUUCACGUGAACCUGGGGGACGAUGCCUUCAAGCGCUACCUCAUCGGCCUGCUGCCACAGCUGCUGUACCUGAACCAGCGCCCCAUCAAGACGCCCUCUUCUCGCGACGCCCUCUCCGACCCGCUCAAGGCGCGAGGAGCCGGUGCACCCCAGCUGCACCAUGGGCAUUCCUCGCGCUCCGCCUCGCGCACCGCUGGUGGCAGCACCUCACGGCACCGUACUGGCGGGAGCAGCAGCAGCGGGCUGAGGAAGGCUGCAACAGGGGGGACGAGUGGGUCGGGGAGUGGAGGGGGGUCCAAGGAUGGGCACCACAGGACGCACCAUGGGUCAAGCAGUGGGGCUCAUCAUUCGUCCCGCAGUCGCACAGCCAUGGGGGGGCAUUCGACCCAUCGGAGUAGGUCGGGUGUGGCUAGUGGGAGCACGCAAAUGGGUCCGUCCUCGUCGCAACGUGAUUCCACUUCAGAAGUCUCCAUAGUCGUUCCCCUGUUAACCAACGGAAAUGACAUCGUUAAAACCGCCGCAAACGGCGACGCAGAUCCCCGGCAGGACGGCUGUCUCCCGCUUCUAGAACCAUCGCUCAGCCGAGGCUCCUCGGGAAGCGACGAGGUGCUGCCGCUGGGCCCGUGCCGGCGGCCGUUACCGCGGUGGCAGGUGGUGGCGUACGGAACAGGGCACAUGCUGAACGACAUCACGGCCGCGUGCUGGUUCACCUACCUCCUCAUCUACCUCUCCGACAUCGGCCUCUCCCCGCAGUACGUCCCCUCGCCCUCUCCCCCACAAUGCGUCGUUGUUUCGUCAUUCAGCAUUGGUAUUUCAUUAGGGACGGUUAAGUCUGGGUCUGUCACGACAAUUGCUGACAGAAUUGGUAGCUCCCAUGUGGGAAAACAGCAUUCAGAAUCGCAGGCGGGCGUGGUGAUGCUGUCGGGCCAAUUCGCCGAUGCAUCUGCCACCCUCGUCGCUGGCGAGCUGAUCGACCGGUUUGGGCAUUACAAGCUGUGGCACUUUGGCGGGUCGGUGUGCACGGUGGUGUCCUUCUCCUCCGUCUUCGGCGGCUGCCUCGUGUGCCACCUGCUCGGCUCCAACUCCACGCUCGUUGAAACCGCCAGCUACAGCGUCUUUGCUGCCGUCUUCAACUGCGGCUGGGCCGCCACCCAGGUGUCUCACAUGGCGAUGGUGAACUGUCUGACGGCCAACCCCAGCAGCCGCGUGGCGAUGAACAGCUGUCGCAACGCCUUCACUAUGGUCGCCAACCUCGCCCUCUUCGCCAUCGCCCUCGCCGCCUUCUCCCUCUUCCCCGCCCACGACCCCGCCCAGGUGCAAGCGCAGUACCGGUGGAUCUCCUUCGUGGCGCUCACCUCAGGCGCCGCCUUCUUGCUCGUCUUCUACGCCGGGGUCCGCGAGCCCACUGUCUCCCGUGUGCCAGUGCGCCUGCCCUCCUCUCGCUCCUUCUGCACCGACCAAUCCGCCGACGACAGCACCGGCCAAUCAGAGCUGUGGGCAGCCAAGUCCGACCAAUCAGAGGCGGCAGGGGAGCAGGCAGUGCCAGCGUGGCUCUUCUGGUUCCGCCAGGUGGCAUACUUCCAGGUGGCAGCUGUCUAUAUGUUCGUGCGACUCAUUACCAACGUCUCCCAGGCCAUGCUACCCUUCUUCCUCAUAUUCGACCUGGGCCUGCACCCCUCCGCUAAAGCCACCAUCCCAGCACUCAUCUUCAUCUGCAGCUUCAUCACCUCUGUUGUGCUGCAGGAGCUGCACUGGGACAUGGGGCGGAUGAGGGUGGCGUUCAGCAUGGGAGCGGUGCUGUGGGUGGGGGCGAGUGCGGCGUUCCUCUAUGUGGACGCGGGGCCAUCCAUGGAGCUUGUAGUCUACGCCCUCGCGCUUGUUGUCGGCAUCUCCAACGCCCUCAUGCUCGUGACGGCAACGAGUCUGGAGGGGGUGUUGGUGGGGCAGCACGUGUCUGUGUGCGCCUUUGUGUACGGCUCGCUGUCCUUCCUCGACAAGUUCACCUGCGGCAUCGCCCUCGUCGCCAUCCAGGCCUUCAACUCAAAAGAAGAGUAUUGUGGUCCCACCAGCUCCACCUGCCCGCGCUCUAUUGUGCGCUGGGUCCUUUUUCUGCUGCCCCUCGUUUCAUCUAUCCUGGCGGGCGGCAUUGUGCUCACGACACACCUAGACGAAUCGUCAGAUGAAAUCACCCAACCAUCCCUCCCCUUGCACCAUCCGCUCCGCGAAUUCCUCCUACUGCUGUCGGAGGGGCGCACGGAAGUGGCGCGCGCUAAGGCGGCGGAGCAGAGCAAAGGGGGGUCGAAGGAGGGAACGGAGACAGGGGAGGGGCGAGGGAAGGCGAGGGAGGGGCGGGGUGCGGUGGUUGCUGCGAAGGGGAGAGAGAAGAAGAGCGGAGCGGGGAAGGUGGGGAUGUCAGGUGACGAGGGAGAGAAGGAGGCGGAAGAGGGCGAGGGUGGAGAUGAGGAGGAAGGGGAGGGGGAGCGGCGGGCAGGCGCGGGGGGCGAGGGGCCGGUGCGCGGGUUGAGCAAUCUGGGCAACACGUGCUUCUUCAACUCCGUCCUUCAGAACCUCGUCGCCAUCCCCGCGCUCCGCGACCACUUCCUGGCCAAUCCAGAGCUGCCACGUGUCGAGGCGCCUGCUCUGGCGGACACGGGGACAGAGAGGCGGGGCGAUGGCGGAGGGGGGAAUGAAGGUGCGGAUGCGGAUGGGGGGGAUAAGGAGGGGUUAGAGAGGAAGGUUGGCGGGGGGCGGAAGGGGGGAGGAGUGAAGGUGGGGGGAAAGAAGAGGAGUUUCAAGGGGCCCAUUAGUAUGGCCCUGCGACGUGUCUUUGAAGACUUGAACCCUGGCCUCGUGCCUGCUGCUGCUUCUGAUGCCACUGGUGCCAUUGAUACUGCUGCCACAGGCAGCCAAUCGGAGGAGAGCAUCUGCAGUCCGCGCGGCCACGUGGCAAGGGGUAAGGCGCUCCACUCGCGCAGAUCAACAGCCCGCGCGGGGGGAGGAGGAAAGCGGGGCGCGGGGGGAAAGCAUGGCAAGGGGGGCGGGGGGAAACGGGCGCAGCAGCACGAGGCGGAGGGCAGGGCGGGGAAGGCGCCGCCUUACAACCCGCGAGAGCUGUUUGGCGCGGUGUGCAGGUAUGCACCGCGGUUCAGAGGGUACGAGCAGCAGGACAGUCACGAGCUGCUGCGGUGCCUGCUGCAGCUGCUGCAGGAGGAGGAGGACGGCACUGCUGCUGCCGCCGCUGCUGCUGCCCGCAAGAAGAAACGCCAAGCUGCAAACGCGGCUCCCCCGCCCCCUCCCCCGCUUCCGCCCCCGCCCCCGCCUCGCGCUAAUGCCCCCCCUCGCGCACCUCCCCCUCCUCCCAACCCGCCUCCGCCCCCGCCCCCUCCUCCCCCCUCCGGCCCGCCGCCUCCCCUUCCUCCUCCCUCCGCCCCGCCGCCACCCCCUCCUCCCCCAUCUCUCCCUGCAGCGAACGUUGCAGGAGUGGCAGGGGGAAAAGAGAAGGGGGGGAAGACGGAGAGACAGGGCGGUUUGGGGGCAUUGGGGGACUUGAGUGCGGGGCUGGGAAUGGCGAUAGCGCGGCUGAGGCACGUGGAGGGGGGGGCUGCCGCGGACGAGGUGCAGCGACUGAGGGAGGAGAGGGGGGAGGAGGGGGGAGAGGGCAUGGGGCUGGGAUGGCUGGAAGGGGAGGGGAGCGGGGGGGAGGCGGACGGUGGGGGAGCGGGGUGGGGGGAAGAAGAGGCGGGUGAAGAGGAAAGCGAGGAGGAGGACGAGCAGGGGGCGGAGGCAGGGCGGGAGGGGGAAGGGAGGGGCGGAGGGGGAGAAGGGGAGAAUGGGAAGAGGUUGAGUGUGGUUGAGAGGCUGUUUGGCGGGGUGCUGAGCAGCACGGUGGUGUGCUGCGAGUGCGGGCACUCGUCCACUGUGGAGGCAACGCAAGCGGUUGUGAAGAAUGGUGAGGAAGCGGCAGGGGCUCGUGAUGUGGUGGGUGCCGUGUCAAAUGGUGUGGCUGAUGGUGUGGCAGGUGCUGUGUCAAGUGGUGUGGCUGGUGACGUGUCAAGUGGUGUGGCAGGUGGAGGUGUGGAAGAGGAACGGCAGGGAGCAGCAGUGGAAGGGGGAGAGGGGCUGGCACGGGAUGGUGGUGAGGCCAGUAGCAGUGAUGCUGCUGUCAAUGGGAGCGCCACUGACGGGAACACUGCUGAGGGGAUGGCUGCUGGGGAGACGGUUGCUGAGGGGAUGGCUGCUGGGGAGACGGUUGCUGAGGGGAUGGCUGCUGGGGAGACGGUUGGUGAGGGGAGAGAUGCCGGAGUGGAGGGCGGGACGGAGCAGAGGGUGGGAGAAGAGGAGAGGGAGAGUGGUGGGAGUGCGAGGCAAGGUGAGAGCAGUGCAGUCACCGGCGCCUGCAGCGUGCCUGGCCCCUCCAGCAGAGAGGGCGGCGCUGACAGCUGCUGUAGCAGCAGCGUUAGUGCCAUGGGGAGCAGCAGCAUGGGUGCGAGUGUGGCAAGCAGCAGCAGUGCAGCGGGUGCGCAGGAGGGUGGCGAUGUGAGCUUGAGCACGGAGAAAUGGCGGGGCCGGAGAGUGGGAUUCCUGUCAGAUCAGCCGGAGCAGCCACAGCCGCGGUCGCCGCAGGUGUUACAGAAGCAGGUGCAGCAGGCGAAGCAGCAGCAGGCAGCUGCGCGCAUGUCAGUGGAGGGGUGUCUGUGGGAGUUCAGUGCAGAGGAGGUGCUUCGAGGCGACGAUGCUUGGGGCUGUGAUGGGUGCACUGCCAUCAGACGGAAAGAGGUGAGGCGCAGGCGGAGGGAGGAGAGGAGAGGGAGGAAAGGGAGGAAGAGCGGAGAAGGUAGUGGGAGGGAGGAUGCAGAAGGGACGAGGAGAGAGGGGGCAGAGGGUGUGGGUGGGAGUGUGGGGGAGGUGCGAGGCGAGGCAGAUGGGGUAGUGGUGGCAUCAAAUAUGACUGCCAUAGAUAAAUUGGCCAAUCACGUGAGUGCAACAGACAACGCGAUUGCAACAAAUGAUGUGACUGCAGAAAACGCAGACCCAGCAGCAAGCAAUGCCCCUGCAGCAGACAAAGUGGCAGGAGCAGAUGGUUGUAACAGCACGGGCAACAUAAGUCAUGAGGAAUGCAGAGAUGUGGAGCAUGUGGCUCAUUCUUCUGCCGCUGCUGGCAGUGCUGCUGCUGAUGGUACUGCUGAUGGCGCUGGCGGUGGCAAAGGGGCGGGAGACCAACGAGGGGAGGAUGGGGAUGAGGCGGAGGAGGCAGAGGCAGAGGCAGAGUCAGAGUCAGAGGAGGAGGAGGAGGAGGAGGAGCAGGUGGGGCGGGUGCGCAGUGAGGCGAGGAAGCGGUACUGGGUGCAGAGGGCGCCGGCCGUGCUGGUGGUGCACCUCAAGCGCUUCCGCCACGACAAUCGAGGCAGGCUCUCCAAGAUCAGUGGCCACGUGUCGUUCGAGGAGUGGCUGGAGCUCAGCCCAUUCGCCGAAUCCCAGCCACUCACCCCAUCCGGGCACACCUCACCAUCACCAUCAGCAUUGUCCACUUCAGCACCCAGGCUGUCGCACAUACCGGAGUCACCUGUAGCCACGCAGACAGGUGGAGAGGCUCCAUUGGAUUGUGGUUUGGAGGAGCAGUCCCAGGCCCAGGCCGAGGCCCAGGGUGAGCCCCACCGAUACCGGCUGUGUGGGGUGGUGGAGCACAGUGGCACCAUGCAAGGCGGGCACUACGUGGCCUAUGUGCGGCGUGGCUGGCAGCAGCAGCACUGCCAGCAGCAGCAGCAGCAGCAGCAGCAGCAGCAGCAGCAGCAGCACGGGGCUGGAGCGGAUGUACAAAGCAGUGGGGAGGCAGAGGUGGGUGCAUGCAGUGGAGCGGAGCUGGUGCAAACAGGUGGGGCAGAGGGUAGCGGGGUCACAGGGGUCAUCAAUGGGGUUACUGCAGAGGGCAAUGGAGCGUUGGGGAAGGUGUGUGUGGAGCAGUCAAGCGAGUGUGGGGGAUGGGAGGGUGGACAGUGGUGGUACAUCAGUGACACGCACGCCCAGGCAACGACACUGGAGCGAGUGCUGCGCUGUGAAGCCUAUUUGCUCUUCUACCACCGUGUUGGGAGUUGA
Messenger RNA from Closterium sp. Yama58-4, 13293 nucleotides. The record is from the annotation of a GenBank genome assembly. NCBI's taxonomy places the organism in Eukaryota, Viridiplantae, Streptophyta, Zygnematophyceae, Desmidiales, Closteriaceae.